GCUGCGGUGCGGACGACGUUCGAGAGCUAAGCGCUUUGGGAUUCAAGAUACGAGAAUCGAUUCGUGACAACCUAACUGAAAACGCAACCGAAAGAUACGGGGAACUUCGAUUUUGCUACGUUUGUGGUUUGGCAGCGUCGUUUGUUUUUCGGUUUCGGUUUUUCGGCUGCCCGUGGCUAAACUUGAAAUUAAAGCUGAUUCGACGAAGCCAGAUACAAGAUACAUAGGCAGAUGCAUGCUCUGUGCUAAGCUACAGAUAGACAACAGUGAAGUGAGAUACAAGUGGCUAGAUAAAUCGCGAGCCCGCGUCGAGAUACUUUAUUUAUAUUGUCCUGGAUUAAAUAUAUCUAAAAACAUCUCGAUUGUGGCCGUCAACAUGUCGUGCUAAGCGGCGACUGGGACUGCUCCAGCUCAAAUUAAAUCAACUCAACCCAGAUCACAGAUCAGAUCAACGAGAUCCCGACGAUCCGAAGAUGCUGGACAAGACGACAAGCUCCUCCGUGUCGGUUUCCACCUCCUGCUGCAGUUCGAAUGCCACCAAUGUGGACCUGGACUACGAUGUGCCAGUCUCGCGCCGCAUCCUCAUCAAAUCGAAACUUUAUGCCAAGGCCAUUUACGAUAAUUAUGCAGACACUCCCGACGAGCUAGCCUUCAAGAAGGGCGACAUCCUCACCGUCAUCGAACAGGAUACGGAGGGCAUCCAGGGAUGGUGGCUCUGCACCCUGCGCAACCGACAGGGUCUUUGCCCGGGCAACCGGUUGCGCGUCUUGAACUCGUACGACUCGGGAUGCUUCUCGCCGUCGCCGGCCAGCUCCCCAAUCCCGUCGCUGGCGGCCAGUACCGCCACGCUAAACAGCUCCAUCUGCUCGGCGGAGAUCUACGAGAACGGAUCCAUCAUCAGCGCGGCCUCGUCCUCGAACUCGAACUCGGGCGGCGUGAUCAGUGGCCCGGGAACGGAGUCAUCGUCGGCGUCCCGCGGCACGAGAAGAUCUUGGCACGUCUCGCCGAACAAGGUAAUCACGCCGCAGAGACACGGUGAUGUCUACAUCUAUAACUGCUCGCCAGGAUCAGCGACUGGACUUGGGACGGGAGCAACUGGAAGCACGCCACAACAGCAGAUCUACAGCAACCAAAGCAUCUACCAGAACCUAGCCAUGAUGUCCGGUCUACACCAGAACGGAAACGGCAGUGAGUUCGAGACCUACGAUAUCCCCAAACCCGCAACACCCGUGCCGCUGAACUACGACAGGAGCGGUCCACAGAGAACACCCACUUCAAGUUCCAGCCUGGGCGCUCGCUUCGAGUCACUCAAGAGCGUUGCAGCCUCCAUCGAGGAGGAAUCUUACGAUGUGCCACGACCCCUGAUCUCCGGCGGCAGCAUGCUCCAGCAGCAGAUGACCCAGAUGACGCCAAGCAGCUCCGCCUCCUCGCUGCUGACCAGUGACAGCCUGUCGCUGAGCUUCUCCAGCUCUAACCGCUCCUCGCUGGCCAACAUGCCGGACUACGACAUCCCACGCCGCAACCCGCUGCCUGUGCGCCGCCAGCAGAGCGGGCUGGCGUACGACUUCCCGCUGCCACCUCUGCAGGAGCAGGAGCAGCGCAUGGACCCCACUCCCGCAAUAGUCCCCGCUCCCAAAGAACUGCCAUUGGAGCUGAGCUCAGCGUUGGAAACGCUGGCCAAGCUGCAGCUGCAGACGACUACCGCCAUCAGCCGGCUACUGAGCUUUGUGGUGCCGAACUGGCGUACCCGCGCCCAAUUGGAGCCAGCCAUCAUGGAGCUAAAGCUGGCAGCCCUACGCCUGCGGACCGCCCUCCACGACCUGGCCGAGUUCGGGGAGGGAACCCUGGGCAACGCCACGCGAUCCGAGGACCGCAACCUGGCCCUCAAGCUGCGCCCCUUAGUGCGGGCUCUGCGGGACGCCAACAAGCUGAUUCACGACUCCUCCGAAUCCCUCGACGCCCAGGGCGGCUGGUCUGUGGAACAACUGGCCCGGAGGGACGACAAGCACGGCUGCCGCCCGCCGGACGCAUUGGACCAACUGAUGGCCUGUGCCCAGACCCUCACCGAGGACGUGCGCUCCACCACCAGUUUCAUCCAGGGCAACGCCUCGCUGCUCUUUAAGCGCCAGCUGGUGGCGGACCACAAUGGAGCACCUGUGACCGGACCUGUCGAGGGCAGUCGCGGCAGCGCAGAGUGGCUAGAGGACUACGACUACGUGGCCUUCGAGUCAAAGGACGCGGCCGCCAGAAAGAACCAGGCGCUCCGUGACGCCAUUCCCGUCGGCCUGAAGUCGCAGUUUGACACUGUUAUCCGCACAGCCGAGAGCACGGCAAUGGGUGGCGGUUCCGGAUCGGUUCCCACUACGCCCACGGCUCCCACGGUUCUCACUACGCCCUGCAAGUCUCCAGACAUGACCGACAAGGACAAGAAGCUGGUGCGCUACUACGCCCAGCAGAUCUCCACGCACAUGGGCAACCUAAUGCAGGCCAUCGAUUCCUUCCUGGAGACGGUGGAGAAGAACCAGCCGCCCAAGUUCUUCAUCGCCUACGGCAAGUUCGUAGUGGUGAGCGCUCACAACCUGGUGACCAUCGGCGACAACGUCCACCGCAAUAUCUCGAAGGAGGCGCUGCGCGAGAAGAUACUGCGCUGCACCAAUGGUCUCUCGGACGCCCUAAAGACAUGCGUCUCCAAGUCGAAGAAGGCGGCGGCGCACUUCCCCAGCGGCAGUGCGGUCCAGGAGAUGGUCAACUCGGUGGUCCACAUCAGCAGCCUGGCCCGGGAACUCAAGGCGGUCAUGCUGCAGGCGGUCCACCUGUCGGCGGCGGCCGGAGUGGGCGCCUGAAGAGAUUUCCUUACCGAUCCGGAAAGGCACUAGCCCCACUCGAUCUAACCCAGGCCCAGUAUUAGCUGAGAGGCGUGCAGCCAAGUCUUCCAGCUUCGUCCACGCUUUGGCAGAUGUACGACAUACUGAAUAUCUGAAAUUGGCAUAUCCCCAGCUAGCAGCGCUUAUAUUUUGCAUUGUGAUAUUUUUGAGCAAAACAUCUGAAAAUGCACAGCACCGCAGCCAAGAUCGCCCGAUCCCCGCCAGACCCAUGCCAUUCUGUCAGAGUCUGUCGCGUAGCCUAAGUUCGAUUCUGUAAAUAGCAUGCUCAUUCUAGCCCCAGACUAUUGUAAAUUAGCAUAUUCCCACACUCCCCGCCAUGCGAACAUGCAAUGUUGUAUCAGUAAAGCAUUUGAGCGUAGUUUUGUAUACCAUAGGAUUAGUAUUACCACAUAACCGUCUGCGUAGAGUUAGGCACGCAUAUAUAGUACUUGCAUAGUCAGAAUCUGAAAGAUUUACACUCAACAUUUAGCAUUGCGACCCGGCAACAAUAGUCAGCAAUAUACGAAAAUACACACAUAAAUUAUAAACUACUAAGUAAAAGUAUGUACCAAUAUGAACAUUAUAGGCACCACGAGACCAGCCCGAGCGCAACGUGGAAUAAAAUUACAAUAAACCUAA
This is a messenger RNA of Drosophila rhopaloa, 3503 nucleotides long. RefSeq names its product breast cancer anti-estrogen resistance protein 1 (gene p130CAS). The transcript is spliced from 4 exons. Bases 474 to 2843 code for a protein of 789 amino acids. Gene Ontology annotation, cellular component: plasma membrane; cytoplasm. The record is from RefSeq and is a predicted model, not a curated record. Gene Ontology annotation, biological process: cell migration; cell surface receptor protein tyrosine kinase signaling pathway. NCBI's taxonomy places the organism in Eukaryota, Metazoa, Arthropoda, Insecta, Diptera, Drosophilidae. Gene Ontology annotation, molecular function: protein binding.